AUGGCUUCUUUCCAUGUUCGCUCCAUCAGUUUAACUAAAAACUCUCAUCCUCUCACUCUUGCAGUGGAGGAGCAAUUGUGCCAACUUAAAGCUACUGAGCAAACAUCUUCAUCAAUCAGCAAAAAUUUAUCUGGUCUUAAAAAGUUAUAUGACUGCGUAGAGGAUUUCCUUUCUACCCUAGAUGGAAACUGCUCAGACUCCAGUUUGGAGGGGUCUAUCAUGUUGUUGGAUGUUUGCAGUAUUAUUAAAGAUGUUUUGUCUCAACUUAAAGAAUCUGUCCAAGAACUACAAUCAUCCAUUCGUAGACGAUCAAAUGAAGUUUCUGAAUACUUGAUCUAA
Molecule: messenger RNA, 339 nt
Organism: Papaver somniferum (opium poppy)
Lineage: Eukaryota; Viridiplantae; Streptophyta; Magnoliopsida; Ranunculales; Papaveraceae
Exons: 1
Coding region: 1-339 (112 amino acids)
Biological process (GO): root development; shoot system development
Source: RefSeq, a predicted model, not a curated record